This is a messenger RNA of Alligator mississippiensis (American alligator), 2545 nucleotides long. It is a transcript of the gene FAM194C, whose product is annotated as chromosome 12 C3orf20 homolog. The transcript has 14 exons. The coding region runs from base 48 to 2372 and encodes 774 amino acids. Lineage: Eukaryota; Metazoa; Chordata; Crocodylia; Alligatoridae. The record is from RefSeq and is a predicted model, not a curated record.
ACCACUUCAAGUAAAGUAGCCACAAGUGAAAUGACUGCAUCGCCAACAUGAAUGCCAAAAGAAGUACUGUCAAACUGUUUGAGGAGGUUAAAGCAUCAGCUCCAGAAAUUCUGGCCCAAAUCAUCCAGCUCCUUGCAACGUGCCAUAAGAUGGGCAUUCAUGUGCCUCGAGGGAUCAAAAACAUCUUUGAGUUCACCUGGGAGGAGCUAAUACUAACAUCCCCCAGGAAAGUUGCCACUGGUGACUUCUUUCCCAUUGUCCACUUAUCUCCAGCCUUGGGAAACUUAUCCUCUGGCUCUCUCUGCAAGCCCCACAUUGCAAAAAGAACUACCAUCAGAGGUGCAAGACUAGAGCCAAAGUAUGCAUCUCCUUCAGCUGAAAAUCAGCAGAUACUCUUCAGGUUCCAACAAAGGUCCAUCCACCUGCUGAGUGAACUCCUCAAGCUGAAGAUGCAGGCGAUGAUCAAUUCCGUUUCUCGUUAUAGCACUGAUGACACUAGCAAGAAGUUUUUGGAAGCCGCUCAGCUGCUGCGCCCCAGGAAUCAGGAGGAGGCUGCUGAAUUAAUGGCACAAACACCCAAAAAAAAAGUGUUACAUGGCAUCUACAGGACCAUCCAGAUUUCUUCCACCAUUCAAAUUGUGCACCAGGUCCCCAUGUCCUGCAUCAGCUUCUCGCUUUCAUCAAAGACGAACAAACAGCUACAGCCUCACCCUUCCUCUAAAUUUAAAGCCGUGAAGGAGACACCACCUGCAUACCAGCAGUUUGAUCCCUGCCCUGAGGCCAGACAGAAGCUCAAAGAAAUGUGCCGACGUAUUUACCCAACAGGAAAUAUUGCUGUUUGCCAGCUCCCUUUAUGCUGCAUGGGAAAAUGUAUCACCCUUCUCUUUAAUGAUUUUCCAAGUCUAGAUGUUUUAGCUUGUUUUGCAGCUGAAGGCCAGGCAUGUGUGCAUUAUUCCUUCAAAGCCCGCUGUUCACUUGCAUUAAUGAUGGAUCUUGGAGGAGGAAUUGUCAGGGACAGAGAUGGAUAUGUAACUCAUGAAUGGACUUGGUCUUCAGGGACUUUUCAAUCUUUAGAAUUUCAGAUAAAUGACCAGCUAAAACUAAAAGUACUUGGUCAAAACACCAUGACAGUUUUUUUUACCUCUUUGGGUGAGACCAUCCAUCUGUCUCUGUCAAGAUCUGCAUGCCCACAUGCAUGCAAAGUUGACAAACGGGGAUUUUCAAAAACCAGCAAUAUUGAAGAGAGUGAAUACCAAUUAAAGAGAGCCUUGGUAGAGAUUAAGAAGCGAUUCCAGAGGACAGUGAAACAAUUUAUAAAUGCCAUUUUGAUGGCUUCAGGUUUAUAUUCUAUAGACUAUCCAGUCCUGCAAAGAACAAAGCAAAUGAAGUUCAAAACAAAGGCAGUGUCACCUCAGACCUGGACUCAAGGAGUGAAAGAAAAGGAUGCUUCAGUGGCUUCAGAUACAAAAAGACCUCAAAAACCCUCAAGCAGACAAGCUGAACAAAAGACAUCAUCUUCCAGGCUUUCUAGCAGGGCAGCUGAUGAAGGCAGAUCUCACCUGGCUAUCAUGACACGACCGAAGCCUGCACCAAGGGUUAAAAUUGUUGCAGCUGGAGAUAAAUACUCUCCCAGUGCAUGGGCUUCCUCUAUGGCUGACUGCCCUAUUGUGCUUCGGAAGCUGCUGACCAAAGAAGACACUAGACCAGGCUGCAAGUGUAUUGUGAAAAUCCCAUUUGUUACAGACUUGGAGUUUGACAAGUUUAUCUCAGCCCCCAGAAAGUCCGAUCAGAUCCUAGUGAUCUUUGUCUUCUCAUCCCAAAGUCCUGCCUGUUCUCCCAUCUUGGAGGAGACCUUACAGAACCUGUACAUAGAAAAACAGCAUGGGCGCCCAUCUCCGUGCAUUCAGUGCAAACAUGACUCUUACCGCCUGUUGCGGUAUGACAUGGACAGCUCUGCAAGACAACAGCCACCGCUACUUGUGCAGAAGCACGCUGUCACCCCAGGGAUGGUGCUGAUGUACGCUGGAGGGAAGCUGCUGUUUGGAGGCUAUGUUUUCAACGGAUACGGCUGCAGCAAGAAGGACCUGCUGAAACAGAUCAGCAAAGCUCGUCUCGACUGCAAGAUGGGCCACUUCCUGCCAGAGAGUUUCAAAUUUAGCACUGUUCCCUUGGAGGACCAUUACCUAGAUACAGAAAUGAGCAAAGAAAACAAACUGAAGAUAGUCAGCAAAGAGUUUUUUCCUAUGGACAAGGACAAAGCCCCUUCCUGCACAAAGAUUAAUGAUCUUGACAAGCAUGAAGUGCCUCUUGCCAAUGCAAAAGCAGAAGAGAAACUCAAAGCUUUGGAAAGAAAAAGACGGCUGAAGAAAUAGUGUUGCCAGCCAGGAGAGAGCUUAUGGAAUAAACAAAUCCACACGUGUAUAUACUUCGCACAGCAGUGUCAAUGCAGCUACAUUUCUCCAAAUAUACUCUGCCAUUAUUUCAAUCUGUUAUAUUCUGAUUGCUAACAACAGGGUGUAUUUACUUUUCAAGCCUAAGUAUAAAG